AUGGCUCAUUUAAAUUGGGAGCUGCUACUAAACUAUUUUCUGGCUGGCAGAUGCAGUGCCUAGCAGCUGCUAUCAAAGACGAACCAAACAUGAGCGGAGGAGGGGAACAGGUUGACAUUUUGCCGGCUAACUAUGUGGUAAAGGACCGUUGGAAAGUGUUGAAGAAGAUUGGUGGUGGUGGCUUUGGUGAGAUUUAUGAAGCAAUGGAUCUUUUAACUCGGGAGAAUGUAGCUCUGAAGGUUGAGUCAGCUCAGCAACCAAAGCAAGUCCUCAAGAUGGAGGUGGCUGUUCUAAAAAAACUACAAGGGAAAGAUCAUGUUUGCAGAUUUAUUGGCUGUGGAAGGAAUGAGAAGUUUAACUAUGUUGUUAUGCAACUUCAGGGCCGGAAUCUCGCAGACCUCAGAAGAAGCCAGCCUCGAGGAACUUUUACACUGAGCACAACUCUUCGAUUAGGCAAGCAGAUCUUGGAAUCCAUAGAAGCCAUUCACUCCGUGGGAUUCUUGCAUCGAGAUAUCAAGCCUUCUAAUUUUGCCAUGGGACGCCUGCCUUCAACCUACAGGAAAUGUUAUAUGUUAGACUUUGGUCUGGCCCGGCAAUAUACCAAUACUAAUGGUGAAGUCCGACCUCCUCGUAAUGUUGCUGGCUUCCGGGGAACAGUCCGGUAUGCAUCGGUGAAUGCACAUAAAAAUAGAGAAAUGGGCCGACAUGAUGAUCUGUGGUCCCUUUUUUACAUGCUGGUAGAGUUUGCAGUUGGUCAACUUCCAUGGCGCAAGAUUAAAGAUAAGGAACAAGUUGGUAUGAUUAAGGAGAAAUAUGAACAUCGAAUGCUGCUAAAACAUAUGCCUUCGGAGUUCCACCUUUUUCUGGAUCAUAUUGCAAAUCUGGAUUAUUUCACCAAACCAGAUUAUCAGCUGAUCAUGACUGUGUUUGAAAAUAGCAUGAAGGAAAGGGGAAUUACUGAGAAUGAGGCCUUUGACUGGGAGAAAGCUGGUACAGAUAUUUUAUUAUCUACAAGUACAUCCACCCCACCUCAGCAGAACACAAGGCAAACUGCAGCCAUGUUUGGUGUGGUUAAUAUCACUCCAGUUCCUGGAGAUUUACUUCGCGAGAACACAGAGGAUGUUUUGCAAGGAGAACACCUGAGUGACCAAGAGAACGCACCCCCCAUUUUAUCUGUCCGGCCAACAGAAAAUAACUUAGGGCAGGCUCCAAAUGUUCCCUUCAAUGAAGGAGAAGUUUGGGAAGAGACUGAUGUAAAUCGCAACAAACUCAGGAUCAGCAUCAGCAAAACGCAGUGUUUAGCAGAAGAUGAUCAGAAAAGUGGUGUGUGCCCCAUCUCCCCAGUGCGAGCAGUGCCGGACUCCCCUACAACCCAAGCACGUUCUCUGAGAUAUCGUCGUGUGAAUAGUCCUGAAUCGGAACGCCUCUCCACUGCUGAUGGAAAAGUUGAUCAGCAUGAACGAAGAUCCCGAGUAGAUUUACCUUGUUCUCCUUCCCGGCUCGUAUGCUCUUCUCAGCCAGCACAGAUGCUGUCUAUUGAGACUGGUCAGGUAGACCGACAGGCAAGUGGCAGGAUGGAUGUAUCUGCUUCUGUGGAGCAUGAAGCUCUCAGUAAUGCUUUCCGAUCAGUGCCCCUGGCCGAGGAGGAGGACUUUGACAGCAAAGAGUGGGUUAUAAUUGAUAAAGAGACAGAACUGAAGGACUUCCAUCCUGGUGCUGAACCAAGCACAUCUGGGACCACAGAUGAGGAACCUGAGGAACUAAAGCCCAUAGAAGAAGGGGACGAAAGGAGGCAAUUGGGUGCAGAAGCAGCAGUCAGGCCCAAAAUACAUGAUGGGCGAGUCCGAGGUAUGCAGCCUGUGGCUGAGGAGGACAGUUCCCACAGAAAUGAAAUGCAGUGCCACACAGUUUCUGAGAGUAAACAUGAGCAGCAACCAGGAAGCCCAUCACAGUCCCCCUUAUAUUCAGCACCAGCUAUCCGGCAGCGGAGACGAGAAUCUGAGCCAAUGGGUCCCGAGAGACAGGUAUUCCCACUGAAACCUUUUGAAAUGAAUGGUCUCCCCAGGGUGGUGCCUUUAAAUUUGCCUUACCAAGAUUUCAAAAGGGAUGUAUCAGAAAAUAGGGAAAGAUCCAAAAUUCUGCAACGAAUAAAAAAAGUGGAUUUCUCAAAUGUUGUCUUAACCGCCCCUUGUAAGCCACCUAAUGCUCAUCUUCAACUGGCAAAUGGCAGAUACAAAGAAAAAAAGGAGGAAAAAGAAGAGGAGGAAGAGGAAGAGGACGAUGAUGAAGAUCUUGGUAAUUUAGGGGAAGAACUUGAUAUGCAGAGCGAGUCAAGCAGUGACGUGAGUCAAAAAAGUACUGAGCGUAGUCAGGAAGGUGCUCCAUCCACUCUUUUAGCAGAUGAUCAGAAGGAAUCUAAGGGUCGAGCAUCAGCUGCAGAAGGAGACUUGGAACUUGAGGAAGGCUCAAAAACAUUAGUUCUCUUUUCACCAGGUGACUUGAAAAAGUCUCCUGUGAAUACAGACUUGGCUCCUGAUGCUGAUCUUGGAACUCUUGCUGCACUGACUCCUCAAAGUGAGAAACCUCAGCCUAUGGGAAGCCAGCUUGAUGUAUCUGAGCCAGGAACGUUGUCUUCCAUCCUCAAGUCUGAACCAAAGCCUCCUAUGUCUGUGGCCACAACCUCCUCCCCUUUUACUAAAGUGGAACGCACAUUUGUCCAUAUUGCUGAAAAGACACAUCUAAACAUCAUGUCUUCCAGUGGGCAGCUUAUGAGGCAUGAGGAAUACUCUAAUACAGGGCAGUUUGAAGAGAUAAUCGUUGAGGAAGAAUUAGAGGAAAAUCAGGUACUGAUAGAAAAUGGGAGUGUGAAUUCAGCCUUGGAAGGGGGAGAAAUGGAAAGUUGUGCUUUCUCAGUGAAUCAUAUUGAAACCACCUCUGAAGCUGCAGGGGAACUGGUAUUCCUGAAUGGUGUUAAAAUGGGAGAAGAAGAGGAGCUAGAACUUAAGGGCAAACUUAUUCCUGAGUCAGAUGUGGAAGAAGAUAGUAAGUUGAUUUCAGAAGAACCUGGCCUUGAUAAUAAACCCCUUGCAAAUGAAUCCCUUAGACAAACAGAGUUGCUUCCACAUAUUCUAGCAGAAACUUCCAAAAAGCCACUGAAUGUAAGGUAUAGAAGCCGGAUUCCUGUCUUGCUGUCUGAAGAAGACACUGGAUCAGAUGUUUCAGCUUCACACUCUGGCAAAGAAAGGCUAUACAAGAGACUGAAACAACAGGAUUUGGCCCGCCUGGUGAUGGAGAAAAGGCAAAGCCAUCUAUUCAGGUUAGCUUCUGGAGCUUCAUCUUCUGCUUCCUCUAGUGAUGAGAGGCAGCGGGCUUCAGAAACCUUAUCGGCAACUGGUUCUGAGGAAGAUACUCAUGAUUCAGAUGAUUUCACCCCAAGGAAGAUUGGAAAUCAGGAGAGAAUUUCCCUGGUGAAGAUGGAGGAGAGAAGUUUAAAUAUAAGGAGCAGAAUCCCUCGCCCCAUUGUACCUGUAAAGCCACCUAUGAUAGAACUAAAAUAUGGGAGCCCUUCAGCCCUUCCUCCAGCAGCACCAAGUAGAAGUACCGGUGAUGCAACUGGGUCCAUAAGGAUUCAGGGGCAAAGGCCAUUUGGGAAUGUAACUGGUGAUCCCCGGAUGAAAGCUACCCCAACUCCUGCUACCCCUUCCUUGAAGAGCAGCCCAAGGAAAACCUCCCAUCUUCCAGCUAGAAGCCCUAUUCUCCCUCCACGAAAUCUCAGUGCUUCCCCCAAAAGCCAAUCCCUAUCCAGAAAGGAAAGCCCAUCACCAUCUCGACCGCAUAGGCCUGGAACUACAUUUCCUCCAUGGGCUCAGUCUUCUCCCAAAAGUUCAUCCAGGGCUCAGGCGAUAGGCCUAUUGGGAGAUAUUCCUGUCUCACCAGGUACGCUCAGAAAAGGACCAAAAGGGAAAACCCAUACUCCAGGAACCAAAGGAAAACAGGUAUUCCAAGAAGGCAAGUCUACUGCUAGAUAAUGAUCUGCUGCUGCCAGUCCAUUAGACCUACCGACCUACCAUCUCGCCAGGCUGGAAAAACCUCUGCAUAUAAUAUACACUCGAGAUGCUGCAGCACAGCCUUAUGUGUCGGAAAUAUAUGCAUAUAGCAGCUAGUUGUACUUCAGUGCUUCACUUGCCCACACAUGCCCAUGCUGUCUCAAUCCCAGCUCUCUCUCUCUCUCUCUGGCUGAGAGCCUCCUGGCCAGCUCAUGCUUGCUUUUGCCGGUCACCAAGCAACAACUCAGGCAGCCUGCCUAGUGCCUGAUAUUCUUUCCUUCAUCUUCAUUUCUUUAGUUUCUCGGUUAGCAACACCACAGAACCCUGAGAGAUUGCUAGGAGAGAUGGCUUUUUAUAGCAUACAUCAGCCCCAGUCAGUGGAGAAAUUAAAAGGGCUGCACAGAACCUGAAAGGGAAAUCUCGGUGUGAGCUUCUCAGUGGUCUAGAUGUAUUGAUGUCCCCGUUUGGCAUCCACACACUCUGAGCCUGCUUCUGUGUAGCUCUGGUGAUGCUGGUGUAUUAAUAGAAAGAAAGUCACAAUCAGACCCCUCAAUUGCUAUCCUGCCUAUAGUUAUAUGAAGAGUCAAUAACAGCCAAGGGAAGAGGAGCUGCAUCCUUGGCAGCUUCUUUUGGAUGCAUAGCGUCCCUUAGCAGCAGUCCUCAGAAGGCUGCUAAAGAGAAGUGUUAGAUUUAUUGAGAGAAACUGUUCCUGGGUGCUCUGAAGUCAAGAGCCAUCAGUUUUUCCCCUUCAGCAUUAUGCCCAUAAGCUGAUAUCCACCAGAAGUAGUGCUUUCUGUAAAGGCAGCAGUGAAAGCUUCUCAGGGAGCUCUACAUGAUCUCUUUAUUGGUAAAAACAGUGCAAAAGUGCAAAGAAAAGAGCUAAAGCCUAAAUAAUGACCUAGGGAACCAAUAGGGCUCCACUCUAUGGUAUUUUUUUCAAAAUCCAAAUAUAAGGCAUUUUAAAACAUGGACUGCCUCCCCUUCUGGGAUAUGUUGGACAUACAGUUUUUAAUUUUUAUGUUUUUUUUUAAAAGCAGGCUUUCCAUUUCUAAAUGCCUUGCAAAGAUAGUACCUGCUUAUUUUAGGAAUCCAGCUGCCAGACAAUCAUCGGUGUUUGGCACCUCUCAAAUUAUUUAGUUUUCAACCUGGCGCUUGAUAAAUCUCGAUAAAGCUUUUGAAGCUGGCUAAUUGGGGGGAGGCUUCAUGGUACCCCCUCUCUUCUAUGCUCUGGCCUGAAAAGUUAUAUGAACUUGCCAUUAUGAUCAGGACACACAUUAUAACUAAGUACUUAUAUCUAAGAAUCUAGCUUUAGAUAUGGAGAAUUGCAAAAAAAAAAAAAAAAGGAAAUGUAUGAAUGCUUGGCUCUUGUAAUAGUACUGAAUAAUAUUCUCCCACCAUCUACGUGAAUCUAUAAAUUGCAAUGAUAGAAAGUAAGAAAUGAAGGAUUUGAACAGAUCAGGAUAAUUUAUUGUUAGUUCUUGGUAUUCUUUUCUUGUUUUCUUUUCACUCUACAGCUGUCAAGCAGAGCUAUAUAAAAUAUGAAUGGAACUUCUUUCCUUCCUUCAUUUCUUUAGACUAAUUUUUGUUGCUGUGUAAACGUAAUAAAUGACACUUGCAACUUCUUAGUAAGAGAUAAAUAGAUUCUGGCUAGUCAAUAUUACUACUUUUCUUGGUGGGAAUUCAGGAGUUGGUUGGUUGUUAAAGGAAAAUUAUUUUAUCAAUAGAUAAUCAAGGCCCAAGAUUACCAGUGAAUGUUCUUGCAUCAGAGAUGUUGACUAUUUUUUAUAUUGUAUUAGAAAAUGACCUUAAAAAAAGAUAAUAUACUGUUAAUCUCAUGUCCAUCUUUUCAACAGAGGAUAAUUAUGAGAAUGUCUAGAAUACCCUAUUUAAUCAAUAGAAUGAUUGUUAUGACCUACACCUGAGGAAACAUGGGUCUUGUGGUUCUAUGAGAGUAUUAUUAAGGCUUAGAGCAGAAUUCCAGGACAGGGCUAAGAGCAAUAUAAGCCACAAGUCUUUGUUUUGGUAAGAUCAUGUUGAUGAAACAACAAAGAAACAACAAUAGAAACAACCCAGAUUAGUUUUUGGUACAUUAGUUGGAACUACACUGUGAUUUUAGUUGAGAGACAAUUGCAAUGGGGUUUUGAUAAGAAACACUCUGAUUUUACAAUAUUUCUUCCCUUUUUAAUAUAUAUCUAUGUUUUUUCUUUUGCCUCAUAACUUCCAGACUUUUCUGUUCUGCAACUCUAGGAACCCAUAGUAUGCAAGAGCCUCUCAGUCAUACUUCAGGCUAUUCCAAGCUUCCAAGGCCACAAGGGUGAUAGAGUUUGUCAUGCCUCUUUGAAUAAUUUCUGCUUUUUAUUUCUUUGUUUGUUUAAAUGUUUACAAAUAAUUUUAUCCUCCCCAUUCCCUUCAUUAACUUUUCCACCUGCCUUCAUUAAAAACCUCUUUUCUUAGUCCUCCACAAGAUAUUCUCCACAUCCUAGUGGAAAGGGGUUGAGUUUCGUGGCAGAACACAUGUCUUGCAUAUUGUUGUUGUUGUUGUUAGUCACGAAGUUGUGUCUGACUCAUCGUGACCUCAUGGACAAUGUUCCUCCAGGCCUUCCUGUCCUCUACCAACCCCCGGAGUCCAUUUAAGCUCACAUCUACUGCUUCAGUGAUUCCAUCCAACCACCUCAUUCUCUGUCAUCCCCUUUUUUCUUUUGACCUCAAUUGUUCCCAGGUUCUUCUCCAGUGAGUCCUUUCUUCUCAUUAGGUGGCCAAGGUAUUUGAGUUUCAUCUUCAGGAUCUGGCCUUCUAAAGAGCAGUCAGGGUUGAUCUCCUCUAGGACUGACCAGUUUGAUCGCCUUGCAGUCCAAGGGACUUGCAGGAGCCUUCUCCAGCACCAUAGUUCAAAGGCCUCAAUUCUUUGGCACUCAGCCUUCCUUAUGGUCCAACUUUCACAGCUAUACAUUGCAACUGGGAAAACCAUAGCCUUGUUUAUACACACUUUUGUUGGCUAAGUGAUGUCUCUGCUUUUUAGUAUGCUGUUUAGCUUUCCAGAGCUUUCCUCCCCAGGAGCAAGUGUCUUUUAAUUUCUUGGCUGUAGUCCCUAUCUGCGGUGAUCUUGGAGUCCAGGAAAAUAAAAUCUGUCACUACCUUCAUUUCUUCCCUAUCUAUUUGCCAGGAAUUGAGAGGGCCGGAUGCCAUGAUCUUAAUUUUCUUAAUAUAGAUUAAGUCUUGCAUAUAGAUAGGCCCAAUCUACUUGAAUGAAGUUUUUUUUUUACUUGAAUGUAUUCGAGAGACAGAAAAGAGUAAGAUCCCUGAUUGGGACCCUGCAUGGCCCCUGUUAAUCUGCAUGAAUAAUAAUGGUAGACGGGCAAAUGAUCUUAUGGCUUAGGGAUGCUCUCUACCUUCCUGCUUUUUCAGAUAUAUCUAGGCAUCCUGCAAAUAUCUGAAAAAGCAGGAAGGUAGAGAGCAUCUAGUGAGCCAUAAGGACAUCUAAUCUAACCUGGUUCUUUUCCUUGGCAAUAAACAAGACUGCCUUAGAAUCUGGCCAGACUUUGCCAGUUGGGAACCACUGACAGGAGCUGAAUUAGUGGAUUUCAUCCAGGAUUUGAGGGGACAAUUAUAAAUAAUAUUUCUGUAGUCAGUAGCCCCCUUUGAGAUGUAGGAGCAUAUAAAUUAUAAGGCUUAUGUUGAUAGAAUUUAUUAUUCUGACAGCUAUUUGAGAUUAGUAUUAUUGAAUAUCUCAUAUAAAUGUUGGGAUUUGUAUCUGAAGAGAAGAGUGGGCCAUUUUAUUGAGCUUGGCCAUAUUGUUCUCCAAAGACAUUGUUAGGCAUAGAACAUCAUGGCCUAUUCAAUCCUAGACCUCACAUGUAAAAUAGGGAUGUGCCAAUAGCAUUGGAAGAUAGCUGUCAAUCAUCUUGAUCAUCCUUUGUGCCUGGUAGUAAAAGAGUAAAAAGUGGGAAGCCUAAAGGUGCGAUCUACAACAUUGAUUGAUUACUUCAAGAGACUCACUACUUUAGACCUUUGUUUUUAUAUAAGCAAAGGAUGAUGGGGCAAGAAUAUCAUCACCCAGUCCAUCAUACCUCUUUUUAUGUUUAUUUGGUGUGUUUUUUUAAAACAAAAUAUGCUUACGUUGGCUUCACUCACAUAUUGUGCUAAGUCAUAAUAUGGUUUGCUUGUUUGUGUUACUUCUGUGAUCCCAGUCACUAAGGUCAGUAAACAAUAAUUUAUUGUUUAACACAACAUAUGAAACCAACCAACCGAUAUAUGCACUCAUUCAUCUGUGGUUUAUGAAAUAAAGCAUGAAUCCUUCCCAUAAAUUCAGAAACUUAGAUAUUAUUCAAGAAAAAUGAAUAGGUAAAAAAACUAUUCUCUGCGCCAGCUAAUUCUUAUCCCAAAAUGAAGACGCUAUGUAAACAUUAGGUACAAAUUUGAAGCACAAGCCUUGGACAAAGGAGGCUUUUGCCUUCCCCUUCUGGUCAGUUUUUCCAGAGUGUUAUCCCUGUGACCAUAUGAGAAAUGGGAUGUGGGGUAUAGAAGGUUCCUAUAUAUGUUCCUGAUUCCAGUAAGAAAAACAGUCCAAAAAAAAAUCUUUUUAGCCUAAAAACAGAAUUAUCAGUCUUUCUCACCCCAUUCCUCCUCCUCCUCCUCCUCCCCCUCUUCCUCCUCCUCCUCCUCCUCCUCCUCCUCCGUAAGGGAAGAAAGACCUGUACAUUACUUUUUGCUUGAACCGAGUUGGCAGUAGGUUCUUGGACAUAGAACAUUUUGACAUAUUAUGUCCUAGACCUCAUGAUGUAGGAGGCAGGGAGGCAUUCAGUCUACUCAUAUACAACCACAAUUCAGUCCUGCCUCCUCCAUGCAAUGCGAUAAUAAUAUUACUUUUCUGGUUUAAUCCAGAAUUAAUAGCUAUUCUGUCUAGAGAUGCCCGUGGUCAAGCAUUAUUCAUUGUAAAUGAAAUAGGUACUGUUUAGGAGACCUAAAUUAUUUUAAUUGGGUGAUACGUGGUAAGCAGAUCUGUUCUAUUGGUAUACAACUCUAAUUCUUAAAUAUGUCAUAUAUCAGUGUAUAUGUAUAGCAAUACUGGAAGAGCAAGAAAGGUUUAAUCUGCCCUCCAAAUAGUAUUAGUGUUGGGCACAAACAUGUUAUACCUCUUGACACAUAAAAAGAAACAAAGUUCAGAAUCAGUAGCAUGUACUGUAUGCUGUAAAUAUAAGUAUCAUGCAGGAUGAGGAACUGUGGGAAUCGAUAUUCCUCUAUGACAUUUGUACAUAUUUACCUGAAUAUGUAUCAAGCAUAAAUGUUGAUCAUGAACAGAAAAAAGGCAGGAUAGGGACAAAUAAUAUUACUUUCAUUCGCAACAAAUAAUAUUGCUGUUGUAGCAGCAAGCCUGAGCUGUAUGCAGCUUUAGUCCUUGAUGGUGAUUGAGACAGCUGUGAAUCCUGAUGGAAUGAGUGCUUUGUUUUAUUAUCCAAAUAAUACUCCAUCAGGACUAUUAUCAACACUCCAGGUCAAAAAUGAGAUUUCAUGGAUUGCUAGUUGCUCAUGUUACCUAUGGUACCAUGCUAUAUGGUAAGCAAGCAUCACUCUAAAGUAAAAAAAAAGCACUUAUAUUUCUUCUUAGGGUUACAGAUUGCUGCAUCUACAGUACUUCAUUGUGUCCUUUGAAUCCUGAAUACUGGGUUUUUUUAUGUCCUCAAGAAUUCAUAGUUCCUUCAUAUUUCCUUUUUAUCGUAUUUUGAUUAUAAUUGCUGACUCUUGAUUUUUUUUGCCCAGAACCUGAACAUAUGAGAUAGCUCCAAUUAAUCUAUUUCCUUAACAUCACAGUACAUUAUGCAUUCACCCCAUUCAUUUUUCAGAGCUAGUACAAUGAUAUUAAUUACAGAGGACAAGCUGUGAUUAUUGCUCCUAAGUACUUGUAUUUCAGACCUGUUGAUUGAUGCUACACUUUUUUAUUACAUUUAUAAUAAAUUAAAUUGGUAUAUUAACUGGGGAUGGUGUAGUCCCUGUUAAUGUUAUCUACACAGGUUUAUAGUGCAGCUUCAUUUUUUACACUAUUUAGUGCAUUUCUAGCCUGGCGAUUGGGACCAAGCCUUUGCUAGGUAACUUAUAUUACAAAUGCAUGUUUUUUUAAAAAAUGAACAGAUAUAAUAGGUCAAACAUACAUACAUGAAUAAUUCUGGGAUUAAUAAAAUGAUUGGCAGGUUUUUUUAAAAAGCUCUUUGUGUCCUCCUCAGUUCCUCAAACCAUCUCCAGCUCCCAAACCUAUUUCUGUCUUUUCUUUCUAAUUAUUCAGUGAGAGCAGCAGGAACAGAAAUUCUUUCUCUUGCUAUACUUGCUCACUUCUUUUCCUGUUGUGCUAAUUAAAAACGGGGAGUGUCUUCUGCAGAUUCAGUUGGGAUGUUUUUUUGGGAGUCAGGAAGGGAAGUAGAAUUGGGAGAGGGGGAGAAGGGAAAUCAGGAAAUGUGCGCUACAAGAUGAAUAAGUAAAGUAAAAGGACUUUGAAAACAAGAUGCUUGUCUGAGGAGGCUUUCGGGCUUCAGCAGCUCCACAGACUUCACAUUUUUACAGUCAGAUCUUUGCCAUUUGAUUAUUGUGUGAAUCAACAUGAACAAUGGGGCUAGAUUUGGUUGGGGGGCAUUAUCUGGCUAAGAGUAGCAUCUUUAAUAUAUUGCUUGCUUUAAUGCCCCAGUCAUCUGAUUAUGAACUCAUUCUUCCCAUCUAUUUCAACAUAGUGACAGAUUAAGAACCAACUUUGUGUCCUAGGAAGACCUGGUGAGAAUUAAAUAUAAGUAGCAUGGAUUUUAUUGAGAUUUCCAUGAAAAUUAAUUUCUAUAACAACUUAAUCAGAACACACAGAUACAUUCUUUAUAUUACUUUUUAAACAAUAUAACAUUGACUGUUUCUGUUCAGAACUCCAGGUACCCCGUCCCAUUUCCCCUCAUUUUCCAUUAUCUGUUUCAGCAAAUCAGCCAGCCUGGACUUCCUUCAUUGUUGUUAUUGUUUUCCUUCCCCCAUUAUGGUAUUUUCUUUUGCACUUCUGUUUCCUUGUUUUAUAUGGGUGAUGCUUUAGUUUCAUAAGCAACAGUGCUGAUCAAAAGAAACGGGAAGAACACUUCACCAUAAUACAAUUAUGGUGGAUGGGUGGUGGUGGAUGGGUGUGUGUGAGAGAGACAAGUGCUUUGAUAAGCAAUUUUAAUGAAGCUCCUAUUAACCCUCUGUAUAGACAAAAGCCUUGUAGUAGUUUCAUUCAAGUAGAUUUGCAAUGGGUAAUCUUUUAAAUGGCACUUGUAUAAUUUUGUUUUAUUAUGGAAUACUCAAAAUUAUGAGGUGCAGUCCAGUACCUACUUGUUUUCCCCCUACAACUCCAGCAAUUAUCAUUAAAAAAUUGAAAAGGGAGGAGAGAAUCAACGGUGGAUUCUGAACAGAUUCACCUCACUCACCCCUGUUAUAAGAGUGAAAAAGGGUGAAUUGAAAUGAAUUUCAGACCAAGAGCCCAAAGGCUGAAUUACAAGGAAGAAAAGAUUUGCUAAAGAUUAUGCUGGCUGUCUGGAGAGUAGACCCACGCAGCUAGUCAGGAUUAUGGAAAACAAAUUUCUCAAGGAAAAGAGCAGUGGUGAAGGCCAAGGCUUGUUCUCUGCUGCCCCAGAUGAUCAGACUAGAGUCCCUUAGCUAAGGAGACAGUGUAGGUAGAGGAACUUCUUAUUGCUCGGAGCAAUUUGAGAAGAACGGAUCUGGAACUGCACCUGGGUAGUUGGGAUAUUCCUUUGCAGGAGGAAACUGGACAGUAGACAGCCAUCUAUCUAGGAUGUCCUAGUGUCAGGAUCUUUGCAUUUAUCUUACAAAUUUAUCUUAUAAAUUUGGUUUCAAAGUGUAACGUAGAGUUAGUGCCUUUGAAAGUACUUAUCUUGCCCCACCGCCCUUUCCCCAGAAUUUAGCACAUAUCACAAUGCCACCUUUCUCUUUCUAUCAUCAACAAAACCAAAAAUCUAAUGGCUACAAUAAAGUAGCAAGAGAUACUUAAUUAUAUUAGACCUUAUGCAGGGGUUAUAGAAACAAAACAAUUUCUUGGUGGAGUUUUCCUAUAAUUUGCAGUUUGGACCGGUACAUUUAGCAGAAUAUGUAUUCCUGUAUAAUACAGUAUACAACUGGAUUUGUAAAUAUGAGACAAAGGUUAUGGCCCCAGGAGGUUAAGCAAUUUCAUUCCCAUGCUUAUUAUAAUCAUCUUUUUAUGUUACUAUGCACCCCGAGAAACUAACUUUUUAGAACCCAAAUGCCGUAUUUCCUUGUUUUUCUGAAUGGGAGUAAGAAGAAUUUGCUACUCCAGAUGGCAGAAUACCUAUAGACCGGGAAAGAGAUUUCUGGGGGGCUUUGGGGGAGAUUUUGUGGGCUGAAUUUUCCCAUAGACUGUUCUUAAUCUUUGAGUCACUUGGGAAUGUAUAUAAUCUCUUACAACUUUGUUUCUCAGGCUAAUCUGAAGUAUAGACUAACUGCAAAACCAGAUAUGUUUCAGUCAAGAGAUGAAGGAUAGCAUGAGCCACCUAUUCUGACAAAUGAAAAGCAUAGGAUGCUAUAUAUGUCUCCUAUGAAAGGCAACGUGUUGUGUAAUGUAAACAAUAUGGCUAUUUCUUUGGACUGAAUUUAAUAGCAGACUGCUGAUAACUUUGCAUUGUUAAUGGGUGAUAGGGCGUGUUUUUUAAGAUCAUAAAUGUCCCACCCAGGAGCAGUUCUGAAUUAACACUGUGUCCCACAGCACAGAACAAAUGUAUCUGAUUGGCAGACAGGAUAUCAGUUGAUGAUAUUAUUUAUUCAAACCAUUGUCCGAUUCCAUGAUAAACCACCUCAUUGUAUUUUCUUCUUUUUUUUUAAUGGUUUUCUGAAAGCAGGAUUAGAAUGUUUUACACAUUACAAGAAGAAUGUACAAUUGCAAAUGAGAGUAAAAAAGUAAAAACCGUAAAAAUCUGGUUUAAAUGCAUGGCAAAGUUCUCAGCGCCACAAGUUUGGCAUGCGUCACACAGAAGCUGUGUACAGAUUCACAUGGCAUUUUCCUAAUUCUAAAUCAUGACUUAAAAAUAAAAAGAAAAGGAAAUCACUUUUUUGUUUGUAUGAAGAAUAAUUGUCAUUAACAGAUUUGUUAAUCAAAGAGAAUUCUUGGUCAUGCCAUUAAAAAGCUCGCCGGCCUUUUCACCUGUGUGUCUUUUACCAUUUGUUUGAUGAGCUGCUGAGUUGGGUUUUAGCCAGGGGCGCAGAAGGUUCAUAUUAAGAAUAUUUUCCAAAUGCCCUCAAUCUUAGAUGCCUCUAGUAAAUUAAUGCUCUUUAUCGCCACCAUCCAACACACUUCCCCCCCUCCCCCAGACAGUAGGGAUGGAAUGAAGAGCAAAAUGAAUGCCUGACUGGAAUUAAGAAGAAAAAAUUUUGUGGAGAGUGUACUGUUGAUUGGAACCAUAAACUAAUAUUUUCAUAAAUACAAUUAAAAUAAAUCUCUAAAACAAAACACAGAAAAGAAGUAAAUUCUGUUUUGUUUAUUAAAAAAUGCAGUACAGAGCCAUCUUGAAUAAGGAAAGUUACUCAAAAUAAGUUUUCUUUUAUUGCUUUGAGUAAGCUGAUAGGAAAAAAUGCACUGCAUGAAUUUGCACUUUGAAGUGCUGUCCAGUUGGAACUUAAUUUAACAUCGAGGACUUUAAGAAGGUAAAUGGUAGUAUCUUAGAUUUGCCCAUUCGCCAAAUUUUGGACAUGAGGUAUGUGCAGGGUUAUCAGUUACAAUACUCUCUUCAUUCUGGUGGGCUGUAUUAUGCUGCUAUAUAAAUUUAUAGGCAGUAUUUCCAAGUUUAUAUCUCUCAUAAUGUAUUAGCAUUUAGUGUACAGAUUUUAUGCCACUUUUUUUGCCAAUAUAGAAAUGAUGAUUCUACUACUAAAUAACUAA
This is a messenger RNA of Ahaetulla prasina, 13950 nucleotides long. It is a transcript of the gene TTBK1, whose product is annotated as tau tubulin kinase 1. The record is from RefSeq and is a predicted model, not a curated record. Gene Ontology annotation, biological process: peptidyl-serine phosphorylation; signal transduction; peptidyl-tyrosine phosphorylation. Gene Ontology annotation, cellular component: cytoplasm; nucleus. The transcript is spliced from 14 exons. The coding region runs from base 51 to 4028 and encodes 1325 amino acids. Gene Ontology annotation, molecular function: protein serine/threonine kinase activity; ATP binding. Lineage: Eukaryota; Metazoa; Chordata; Lepidosauria; Squamata; Colubridae.